AUGGCUCCCCCUAAGGUCUUCCUGUGGGCACAUCCUGACUGGCAAUACUCCCUCUUAGUUCGAAGCAAGGAUAAGGCAGCCCAGGUCACUAGUAAAUACCCCAAUGUGAGAAUCGUCCUUGGAGAUCUCGACUCGUCCAAUAUUAUUGAGGAAGAGGUUAAGAACGCCGACAUCGUACUCCAUUGUGCCGACUGUGAUCAUGUAGCAUCAGCCGAGGCAAUCGCAAAGGGUGCCGCCCACCACACGCCCGAGAAUCCAGUCUGGGUGAUCCACACCUCUGGCACUGGCAUUCUGACCGUUGAGGAUUUCCGCACCAACACCUGGGGCUUCUACCGUUCUAAGGAGCACAACGACUGGGAAGGCGUUGACGAACUCCUUAACCUCCCUGAUGACUCUUUCCACCGCAACGUUGACAAGAUCAUCAUCGAGGCUAGCCAGCGGAACCCUGAAAGUGUGAAGACGGCCAUCGUCUGCCCUCCUACUAUUUACGGCCCUGGCCGUGGACCUGGUAACCAGAAGAGCGUUCAGGCAUACUGGCUCGCCGCCGCUGUGUUGAAGAGAAAGAAGGGAUUCUUGGUGGGUGAAGGAAAGAACAUUUGGCAUCAGGUCCACGUCCAGGACCUCAGUGACGUAUAUGGUGCUUUGGCAGACGCUGCCGCCGCUGGUGGUGGAAAGGCAACAUGGAACGAUAAGGGCUACUAUCUGGCCGAGAACGGACAAUUUGUCUGGGGCGAUAUCCAGCGUGAAGUGGCUAGAGUCGCCUAUGAGAAGAAGUUGAUUCCAUCUCCUGAUGUUGAAUCACUGCCAGAUGCGCAGGUCUCGGAGCUGAAUGAGUUUGGGCUGUAUGCUUGGGGAAGCAGCUCUAGAGGCCAUGCGCUUCGUGCCAGGAAGUUGUUUGGGUGGUCCCCGAGCAAGCCUAGUCUGAAGGAGCUUAUUCCUGAGAUCGUGGACCUUGAGGCUAAGAACUUGGGUUUGCUGUAA
Messenger RNA from Aspergillus oryzae RIB40, 981 nucleotides. RefSeq names its product putative nucleoside-diphosphate-sugar epimerase. The coding region runs from base 1 to 981 and encodes 326 amino acids. The record is from RefSeq and is a predicted model, not a curated record. NCBI's taxonomy places the organism in Eukaryota, Fungi, Ascomycota, Eurotiomycetes, Eurotiales, Aspergillaceae. The transcript has 3 exons.